Molecule: messenger RNA, 1771 nt
Organism: Acanthopagrus latus (yellowfin seabream)
Lineage: Eukaryota; Metazoa; Chordata; Actinopteri; Spariformes; Sparidae
Gene: tube1
Product: tubulin, epsilon 1
Exons: 12
Coding region: 153-1577 (474 amino acids)
Biological process (GO): microtubule cytoskeleton organization; mitotic cell cycle
Cellular component (GO): cytoplasm; microtubule
Molecular function (GO): structural constituent of cytoskeleton; GTP binding
Source: RefSeq, a predicted model, not a curated record
UUAUGCGUCAUCAAUACUCGACCAAACAGAGUGGAGGCGCGAGUCCAAGGCGCGAGCCUAAAGACGUGAUCUGAAGUCCGAAUAGACAGCUUUGAGCAAGUAUUACGAUAAAGUAUGCCUCAGGUCCGCAUUUUAACUGUAUUGUUGCAGCCAUGACGCAGUCAGUUGUUGUCCAAGUUGGGCAAUGUGGCAACCAAAUUGGCUGCAGGUUUUGGGAUCUUGCUUUGAGAGAACAUGCUCAUGUCAAUAAAAGAGGAUUGUAUGAUGAGGCCCUCAGUAGCUUUUUCCAAAAUGUGGACUCCAGGAAAAAUGAGGGGGUAACCUGUGGCGUCGGUGGCAGAAUCCAACAUCUGAAAGCCAGGGCGGUGCUUGUGGACAUGGAGGAGGGUGUGGUCAACGAGAUCCUGCAGGGCCCAUUGAGAGAAGUGUUCGACAGUGGUCAGCUCCUCACAGACGUGUCAGGUUCAGGCAACAACUGGGCAAUUGGACACAUGACGUAUGGUUCAGCCUACAGGGAACAAAUAGUGGAUAAGCUGAGGAAGGCAGCAGAACACUGCGACUGUCUGCAGUGCUUCUUCCUCAUUCACUCUAUGGGAGGAGGUACGGGCUCUGGCUUGGGGACCAGAGUGCUGGGCCUACUGGAGGAGGAGUUCCCUGAGGUGUGCCGAAUUGUCACCUCCAUCUAUCCGUCUGCGGAGGAUGACGUCAUCACAUCUCCCUAUAACAGUGUCCUGGCCAUGAGUGCCCUCACAGAGCACGCUGACUGUGUGUUGCCUGUUGAAAACCAGUCGUUGGUCGACAUUGUGAACAAGAUCAAACGUAUGUCUCACUGUGGAAAGCUAGGGUCAGUGAUCAAGACAGACAGCACCAUCAUCUCUGGGCAGGGUGGCUCCAGUGGGUCAGAGAAGCCCUUUGAUUCCAUGAAUAACAUUGUGGCUAACCUGUUGCUGAAUAUUACCAGCUCAGCUCGUUUUGAGGGAUCUCUCAACAUGGAUCUGAAUGAGAUCGCCAUGAACCUGGUUCCCUUCCCUCGUUUACACUACCUCGUUCCAAGUCUCACCCCUCUAUACCCGCUGGCAGACGUCAGUGUUCCAACCAGAAGACUGGAUCAGAUGUUCAGUGAUGCCUUUAGUAAAGACCACCAGCUCAUACGAGGUGAUCCAAAGCACAGCCUCUACCUGGCCUGUGCCCUCAUGCUUAGGGGCAAUGUGCAGAUGUCAGACCUCCGCAGGAACAUCGAGAGACUGAAGCUGUCGCUGCCCUUUGUUUCGUGGAACCAGGAAGGCUGGAAGACAGGCCUGUGCUCAGUGCCUCCUGUGGGUCACUCCCAUUUCCUGUUAGCCCUGGCCAACAACACCUGUGUGAAGGCCACAUUCAUGGAGCUGAGAGAACGCUUCACUAAACUCUACAGGAAGAAGGCUCACUUACAUCACUACCUGCAUGUAGAAGGGAUGGAGCAGAACAUGUUCUCAGAGGCCAUUAGCUCUCUCAGCUCUCUGAUUGAAGAGUACAACCACCUGGAUGGCACAAAGGGAAGACUCAUGCCUGAUGCACACAGACUCAGCAUUGCCAGAUGAAGGUCCCCUCUUGUGGUGUCGCUGAUGGUCUUCCUCUGUCUGCUGUAUAGCGUUGAUUAUCUUUCAAAAAUGACUUCACACAACAAAAUCUUUUGUACAUACCUUUAUAAGUUAUAUAUCACGAUUGCCUUAUUUGUGACCUGAUUGAAUUGUGAAAAAAUAAGCAGGAAAACAGUUCCUGCACUGGCCACGUU